Molecule: messenger RNA, 6321 nt
Organism: Parasteatoda tepidariorum (common house spider)
Lineage: Eukaryota; Metazoa; Arthropoda; Arachnida; Araneae; Theridiidae
Source: RefSeq, a predicted model, not a curated record
CUCUUACAGAAAUAGAUAGUAGAAAGCUUCAAUUCAUGUCAAACUAGAUUAUCAAAAAUUAAAAUCGAUAGUAAACAAACAAAUUUGUUAAGAAAAGUUUGAAAGCGAUGUAAAGGAAAUGUAGUUUGUUAGAAACAUUCAUUACUAACCAGAUAUUUUGCUACUAUUAUCAAGCACUCAAUAAAUAUUCCUAAACUGUUUCUUUAUUUACUGUUGCUGAAAGCUUUCUUUGAUAUAAUGCAAUCUUAGUGAAAAAAGUAAAAUAAUUUAUGCACUUUUUAUGAGAACAGGUUGUUAAAAUCCCGUUGUUUAAAAUGUCUGUUGACCGAGGCUUUACUUGGAUGGAAGAUGAGACAAUUAUAUUAAUUGGUAUAUUUUCGAGAUCUGACAUACAAGAAGAAUUGCGUGGUGCAAAAAGAAAUAUCACUGUUUAUGAAAAGAUUGCUGGUGAAUUGUCUUCAAUCGGCUUUAGUCGAACUGCUUACCAAUGUCGAGAAAAAAUUAAACGAUUGCGAAAGGAAUACCAACACAUUAAAUACUGCAUGCAAAAUAAUUUAACACCAAAAAAACCAAUGAAGCAUUAUGAUCUUGUUGAUAGUAUAUUUAACAGUAAUAAUUCAUCCGAGCAGGUAAAUGCCGCUGAACAAAAUUUUCAUACAUCUGAAAAUGAAGAGGAUUUGCAAUCUUCUAUAUCACAUGAUAAAGAAUCUGAUGCAUCAAACAGUUUCCCUAGCAAUGAACAAAUUUAUCCUCAAAGUAUUUUGCCAAUUUCCUCACCCUUACCAGAACUUGAUUGUGACAAUUCAGAAAUGCUAUUGGAAGUUAAACUCACGAAUUCAGCAUUAAUGACACAAACUGAUAGUGAUAAUACUUUAUUUUUAAAUGGGGAACAAAGCUAUGACUUGUCUGAUAAAGAUUCUGCAUUAGAAGAAAUUGAUUCUCCAUGGGUGCCAAAUGUUGUUUUGGUAGAAAAUGAUUCCAUGAAAGGUGAUGAAGAACAUACAUCCGAUAAUGUGACUAACACGGAAGAAGAACUUCAAGAUUUCAACACUUUAGAAGAAAAAUCUACCAUCUCAGAUUCUAAAGAACCUCCACGUAAGAAAAAAAAGUGCAAUGUAUUGAAAGCUGUUUUGGAAAAUGUUGCUGACAGUUUUUUAAAAUUUCAAGAAAAUGCUGAAUCUCGUUUUUUGGAAAGAAUCACUCAGUUAGAACGUGAAAGAAUGAAACGUGAUGAAAACAUGCAAAAACUUUGGUUGGAAUUUGAGGAACGUCGGAGAAAAGAAGAACAACAGCAUGAAUUGAAAAUGUUAUCAAUUUUAGGUCAAUUCAUUAACCAAAUGACUCAAAAUAAUGUAGAUCACGAAUCUCUUUAACCUGUACAUAAAUAUUCUGCGAAAUAUGAUACAAUUUGUAAAUAGAUUUUGUCCUUUUUGAAAUGACUAAAAUAUUACCCAGCUUUUUUUUGUUGUUAAUUAUUAUAGUAUUUUCAUCUUAUAUAUCAUUGAUAUCUAAAUGGCAUUCUUUCUAAAUUAUUACUUGCUUUAAGUACUUUAUGAUAAUAUUUAAUAUUUUUGUUAAUUUUUUUUUUACAUAUGUGAUAUUGUGCAGUAUCCCUAUAAAAACCUAAUGUGGCAAAAUACUUACUUUACAAUUAUUCUUGAAAAUCAGUAUUUCUUUACUAUGCUUAAUGAUAUUGAAUAAUAACAGUAGUAAUUACUGUUAUUACUGAUAUUAUUGGGAAAAGCUAUUAAUGAUAGUAACUUGUGUUUUCUUAAUUUUUGCACAAAAGUUUAAAUUUAUAUUUCUUGUAAAUAUAAUAGAUGUAGUGUUGUAAAUGAAGUUUGUAUAUUGAUUUCCAUUUUAAUAUUUGUAUGAGCAUUAAAUGUAAAUGCUUUUAUUUUCUAAAGAGAAAUAAGAAAAAAAAACUCAUCUAAAGCUGUGGCUAAAAUGUUAUUAUAAAUAAAAGAUAACAUUUUAACAUUAAAAAACCUUAAAAAUAUGCUCUAAUAAAUACAUUGAAAUUUGUAUUGAUCUCAUUCCAUUAGUGUCUCUUAUAUCUGUUUUACACUGUCAUUCUGUAAUUUUUGUGUCUUCUUCCAAAUAUAUACAUAUCUUAAUAGAUUUAUUAAGUGUUGAAGUUUUUUGAGAAAGUAUUUUUUACAUUAAGCAAACCCAUUUUUAUAAGUAUAAACAUGUUAUACUCUUUUCUACCAUGUUAUAAUUUUCUAAUAAUAUGUUUGAAAUAUCCUGUAUGUAAUCUAAAUUAUAAUUAGUGAAGAAAUUAAAAAGAAUAAUUAGACAUUUUGCAUAGUUAAUAGAAGAUUUGCUAACGUAAACAACGUUUUGGAAGUUGAUCUGCUAAGAAUGCUUCAUUAAUAUACACAACAGGUUCCUUAAUCUUCUAAAAGUUAAAAAGCACACCAAUCAUGUAUUAUAAUUUUAUUUAAAAUUGGUGAAAACUGACACUGCGCUGUUUUUUGUAUUUUAAUGUAUAAUUUUCCCAAGAAUUUAUUUCUCAAUUUUUAAAAUUCUGUAAAUGUUUAUUUGAUUUUUUACCUGCCGGCAGAAAUAAAUGCCGUUUGGGUUGAACAAUAUCAGUAUAUUUUGGAAGAAUCACUUUAAAAUCUAAUUUUUUAAAUUAUUAUAAUCACUUUUUAUGAAUAUUAUUAAUUUUAACUAUUAUCAUUUCAUUGAAAUUUUAAAUGUUUAUUUGUAAUUAUUUAAUAAUACAGAUUAUUAAAAAAUACAAUUUAUUUAAAAAGACUAUCUUGAAAUUAAUAUUAUUUGUGAACAAAAAAAAAAAUGCAAAAAGGAUGUGUAGUGAUGCUCUACUGCAGAAAUUAACUGCUGCUUUUGGUCACAGACGACUUAAUAUAAAAAAUGAAAAUUGAAAAAUAGUGUGCCAAUUGCUUCCUGAUUGCCACUUUUUAUGUUAAAAAAAUGCACUCCUUGUGCAUUUUAUAAUUUUUUUAAUAAUAUGGAAUUAUGAUUAUUAUUUUAUAAUAUUCUGAGAAUUACUUUAUUUCUUGCUUCUUUAUUAAAAUUUUUCUUCAUUCUAGAAGUGAAAUGAAUCUUGUAAUGUUUAUCAUUUUGAGAAAAGCUUCAAAAGAAAUAGCUUACAUUAUUAGUAGCAACAAUUUAUUUUUAAUCAUUAAAAGUUUUCGAUUUUUUAAAAAAGGAAAACUAUUAUUGUUAAAAAUGCAACUAUUGGCCAGUAGCAGAAUUUACGGAGUGAAUCUAAAGCAUUAUCUUCAUAAAUCCAAAUUCAGCUGUUACCUCACUGUAGUCAGACAGAGAUUAUUAUUUUAAAAAUUCAACUGAAUCCAACAUACAUGAAGCAAAAUUUGCAAAUAUAAAUUCCUCAAAAAUAAUACAUGAAACCCAAUGUUAUUUACAGUUAAAUUGAAUUAUUCAAUUAUACUAAAAAAGGAAAUAAAUCCUUAUAUGGUUAAAAAAAUUACAGGAAAAACUAUUUGUAGAUACUGUUAUAAUCUGCAGCGACCGCUGCCAUGCUCUAGGGUUUCUGCUACCAGGUCUAUAUAAUAAUCCACUGCACAAUUCGAAGUCUAAGUAUCUCAUAGUCAGACAUUAACGCUACCAUUUUACCACUAUUUUUUUUAAUAAAGUGAAGAUUAAACUAAUAAUUUUUUUUUCAAAUGCAUUAUUUUUCUUGGAAUUGGCUUGUUAAUGCUUUUUAUUAUUUUAAGUCUAUAAGGAACUGCUAUCCUUGACUACUAGGAGGUUAACAAUCAACUAGGGGGUUUGGGAAUUCUGAAGGGUGCCUGGGUAGUUGUGAUUGUGAGGGGAUGAGCUGCUUGACAUUAAUGUAUAGGAACUCAUUAAAAGUCAAAAGGAAGGAUUGUUUACGAUUUUCAAGGUUUAUUUAGAAACAUGUCCCCUGUGGUCUUAGAAAAAUACAAAAUCUUCUUAUUUGUCACAGAUUUGUGGUUGAAUUUUUCUUACAGCAUGUUUUUAUUUUUACUUCCCUAUUUUUCAUUAUUAAAUUAAAUAAUAGACACUAAGCUGAUGUCAUAGUAUUUCGUCAAAGAAGUUGUACUAGCUUCCAUGAAACAUUGCAAUAUAAAUGUUAAAAAUGUCCUGAAUUUCCAUUUUCUUUUCUUAUUAAAAAUGAUGUGAAUUUAUUUUUGAAAUUCUUUGAAUUAAUUUUCCAUUAAGACAAAUAAUUUUUUGUGGUUAUUGUUUACUGCCAAGCGUUUACUUUCUCCCAAAUUACAAAAAAAUAUACUGCUAAAACCGCUAUGCCUAUGAGUCAUAGUAUUUGGUCAAAGAAGUUGUACUAGCUUCCAUGAAACAUUGCAAUAUAAAUUUUAAAAACGUCCUGAAUUUACAUUUUCUUUUCUUAUUGAAAAUGAUGUGAAUUUAUUUUUGAAAUUCUUUAAAUUAAUUUUCCAUUAAGACAAAUAACUUUUUGUGGUUAUUAUUGACUGCCAAGCGUUUACUUUAUCCCAAAUUACAAAAAAAUAUACUGCUAAAACCGCUGUUGUGUAGAGCUUUGAAUUAAUCAGUACACUGCUAUUUGUAUGAUAAUGUGCUUAUCAUUAAUUCAUAUAAAUCUAGAUCCUUGAACAAAAAUGUUAAUAUUUUGAUUAUUUAAUGAAUUUUGUAAAUUUUGUUUUAGAUAAUGGUAUAGUUUUGAAGCAUUUUUUCAUUUUCCAUUUUGUUCUCCAUUAUUCUAUUAGUUAUUUUUCAGUAUUUAUUUUUUUCACUGUUUGCUUAUUAUUGGUGAUUGUUGGAAAAAUUAUUUUAAAUUGAUUGAAAUUGAUUUGAAUAUAUUAAGCUUAAAUUUGGAUAUGAGUUUUAAACAAAGAUUUACUUAAGAUUUAAUUAAAAUUUUGAAAAAUAAGAUAAGUUUUUACAAAAGUUCCAAUUAUAAGUUUAUCAAUUAAAAGAACUGAUUUUAAUUCAAUCUAAUACAAAAUUAACAUUACAUAAUGCAUACUUUAAAAUGCCUUAUUUAUAUUAUUUUAAAUGCUGUAGAAACUUUAUACAAAGGUGGAGCAGAAGUUUUUUUGUUUUAUUGUAUUAGUUUUCUAUUAAUUUUAUCGAUUAAUUAUAAUAUUAAUUUCGUUUUUUUUGUACUAUUUUCAGUUUUAAAUUUUGGCACAACAUAUCAUAUUUACAAAGUUGAAAAGUUCUAUGGUUUUUAGACUUAAAAUGCUAAAGGUAAUAAACUAUAAAAUUAUUGUUUACAAAAGAUUCCUUUUGGGUAAAUGAAGUUUGUAAAUUUUAUCAUCUACAUACAAUUAGUUUGAUAAUGCUGUUAUCUAAUAUGAGUGAUUCAAUAGUUAUAAUCAAACAAUAUCUUAGAUCUUCCUGAACGAAAUGGACUGUCCGAUUUUACCUAUCAUAUUUUUAAGUAAUUGUUAUAAAAAUAAAUUUUUAAUUCAGUAUUCAUUCCCUUUUAAGAACCAAGUUAUAUAAUUUAACUCUAAGUCAGAGCUUUUUAACCAUUAUUUACUGCAAGUACAGUUUCCAAAAGUAGCUUAAAAAUAGAUUUGUUGUUUUGUUUAUUGAAGUAGAGUGUAUAUUGAAGUAUAUUAUAUCUAUUGUCAUAACACGAUCAAGACUAAGUUAUUAAAUGGCAUGAUUGUUGGUAGGAUUUUAAUUAAAUUGAAUAAUCUAAAAUUUAGUACUAUAUAAUGCAUAAAUUUGAGACCUAGACCAGGUAACAGUCAAAAACAUCUAGGUAAAUAAUUUAUUUUAAAGUCAUUAUACAUAGUAAUGUCUGGAUUUUCUGAGUAGUUUAAUUUUAAUUACUAGUCACUCUUUUGAUUACCUAAAUCACUUUACUGGAUAUUUUAGUUGACUUAUUUUAAACUUAACUAUUUUGAAUAUAUAUUUAUAUUAUAUUUUGUACAAAGUAAAUUUUUAAAUGAGACAUUUGAAACACUAAGUUAGCAAAAAAGAAAAAAUUCUGCUGGUGCUUAUUAUGCUCUACUUAUUUUGGAUUUCUUUAUUUAAAUUUUAAUUAAAGGGCCAACCACAAAUAAUGUCACACUUGGAAAGGUAGAUUGUGACAUUGAUAAUAGGAAGAGUGACAUCACAUAGUUCGAUUAAUAUAAAAAUAUUUUAAAUCAGCGAACUUGAUAUUUUUAUAUUAUUUGUUUUCAAUUCUUGUUUAUUUGUUGUAUUGUUAUAUGUUGCAUUAUUUGUUUUUCAUUCUUCACAUUUUUUCUUCAUGUUUUUUAUUAAAAUAAGUACACGUAUGAUUUAUUAUUACGUAUGUUAUUGCUAUGCUCGUAAUUUUCAUUAAAAUACUCUGUUUAAAUUUAAAAAUAAAGCUUGAAAUAAGAUCUAUAG